Hypoxylon fragiforme is the source of this 2154-nucleotide messenger RNA. RefSeq lists its product as uncharacterized. Bases 46 to 2034 code for a protein of 662 amino acids. NCBI's taxonomy places the organism in Eukaryota, Fungi, Ascomycota, Sordariomycetes, Xylariales, Hypoxylaceae. The transcript is spliced from 2 exons. The record is from RefSeq and is a predicted model, not a curated record.
CUCACAUUUACCAAGCUUUCCCAAUUGAACUCACUAAAAUUUCCAAUGCGCUACACUACUCCCCUUAGAACGUCGGCUCUUAGCAGUCGUGGGCUAACUAGGUCCCACACCAACGUCCCCCCUAUUUCUUCUACUCUAGCUCCUGUCGCCCCGCGUACCCCUACCCGUCUCCCAACUCGUCCUCCAACUCGUCCCCCGCCAUCCUUCCAUAACCACCUCUCCAAAGUCCCUAGUCUCUACAGCUCUACUAACCCCUACCAAGAACCUUCUCCUAUCCACCCCCCUAUCCAAACACCUAUUCGCUCCCCCUUCUCUCCUCUUGGUCCUUUCCCUCUUACUCCCUCUGACCCUUCCCCUAUCGUGUCUCCUAUCAUAGCUUCUGUUGGUGCCCGUGAAAGAAGACGGGAGUCACGCCUUCACGAUGCCACUUCUAUCACCUCUCCUUCUCCCGCCCCCAGAGCUAACCGUUCUCCACAACGUGGGUGUCCUGAUUGUAAGAAGGCUAACUCCAAGUCAAAUAACCCAGGUCCCUGCCAGCGGGUGGGAAUGCUACUUCCUGCCAAAUGGUGUCAUCAUCAAGUCUCGCCAUCUCGUAUGAAGAACGGCUGGCGUGUCGUUCGGAUUGCCAUCGACAAAAAUGGCAAAUCCAUACCCUCAAAGGAAGCUCAAGCUGAGAGGGCACGACGAAGAAACCGUGCCAGCAAGCAAACUAGCCAAUCUAUAGCCAAGCCCAUUGCUGCCGAUAAGUUGGCCAAGAGACAUGUCACCAUUUCACCUAUCGAAUCGAAACAGCCUGAACGCGUUGCUGUUUCACCUACCGUCGAAACCAGACCAUCGCCGAUUAUUCCUAGCACACCAACUGCUCACAUUCCUUUCAAGAACCCGGAUCUGAACGACCAACCACUCCACUGGUCACCACGCAUGUUCAAGCCUAGCCCUGAGAUGGAUCGCCAUAAUUGGACUUGGUCCGAUUGGAGCUCUCCAUCGCAGGCUAUUGAAGAUGUGUCGUACCAGACGGAUGACUGGCCGUCCAACGAUCCAAUCGCUCAUUUGCCUCCGCGCCUUAGAGAUCUGGUCAAAGGAAUUCUCGCCUUGAAGCCUGCUCCGACAUCCUCCGAAUUCUUGACAGAGAGUGUCACUGCUGAUACCGUUCGCUAUGAAGCAGUCGACAUUGCAUCGUCUUUCGGAUCAACACUUUCUUCUGAAGAAUGCGCUCGUUCAAACUCUUCAGAGUUCUCCUCAUGGGUCGAGCUACAAGACGUCCCAUGGCCUCCACAUCUACUUGCCAUGUGGAUCGACAGCGAGAACGACCGAAAGUUAUGUCGGGAGAGAGGCAUUGGCCAGCACUCUCCUUUGUCCAGCUCCUCUGCAUCCAGUUCGGAUGCGUCCACUCAUUCAGGCUCCUCUAGCUUCGGUUCUCUGUCCCAACUCAACAUCGAGGGCGACAACGGUCGCCAACGAUUCGAGGCGGAAAUGAACACUCGCAACGGCUCUUCUGAGGGCCCUUCCACUCUUUCUGCGUCCAGCUCGGACGCGUCCACUCAUUCGAAAUCGGACGGCUCGGACGACCCCUCUUGGGUCGUUGUCGACGAGCCUAAGUGGUCCGAUAACCUCUUUGCGAUGUUCAACGACAGAGAAGAGUGGGCAAGAGCGAGAGCAAUGAAGACCCAGGGACCCCCCUGCGGCGCCGGCGCAUCCGUUAAUUCUACAUCUGCCUCUGAUGUGUCCACUCACUCAGCAUCUUCAUCGGAUGCGUCCACUCCUUCGGUGCUUAGCGCGCUUCCCACUGUCCAGGAACAUUUCCAGUUCCUGCAGCAUGAGGCAAACUUCACCGCGCCGGCACGACCGAUUCCAGCAGCCGGCUUCCCAGCAUCACCUCCUCCCCAGCACUUUCACACUCAACGCCAAGUUCCAGCAGCCCUUGCUGAGGAACCUGUCAAGGGGUCUGGAUUCGGCUGGAAGUCGCUCGCUUGUGUGGCUGUCGCAGCUGCAACCGUCGGCGCUGGCCUUGCUUAUGCUUGGCUCUCGGGCUAGACGCCACGCUCUUUUGGGAAUGGUCGCCGGUUCCUCGGGUUCCUCUUCAUUUCUCGAUCGUUGACGAAGCGUUUACAUUCGUUUGGUUCUUGUGAGGCGGUUUUGCAGUGCCCCAUGUUA